Messenger RNA from Canis lupus familiaris (dog), 3027 nucleotides. It is a transcript of the gene NMUR2, whose product is annotated as neuromedin U receptor 2. Gene Ontology annotation, molecular function: neuromedin U receptor activity. The record is from RefSeq and is a predicted model, not a curated record. NCBI's taxonomy places the organism in Eukaryota, Metazoa, Chordata, Mammalia, Carnivora, Canidae. Gene Ontology annotation, biological process: G protein-coupled receptor signaling pathway. Gene Ontology annotation, cellular component: plasma membrane. The transcript is spliced from 4 exons. Bases 128 to 1339 code for a protein of 403 amino acids.
AGUACUUACUCACUCUCUCCCACCCUCUUUCCCCUGAGUCUUUGCUUUCUUGCCUGCUUUCUUUUUCUUUUCUGGCUCAGCCUGGGACACACGAUCAUAUCAGAGGAGGUUCAGGUCUUGCAUUUUAAUGUCAGUGAUGGAAAAACACAAGAAUGAUUCCUGGAUCCACCAGCAGGAACUGGAAGAUCCAUCUGAGAAAUACAUGAACAGCACCGAGGACUACCUGGCCUUCCUCUAUGGGCCUCCCCGCAGCCAAUUCUUCUUCCCAGUGACUGCAGUGUAUGCACUCAUUUUUGUGGUGGGGGUUAUUGGCAAUUUCCUGGUGUGCCUGGUGAUUCUUUGGCACCAAACUAUGAAGACACCCACCAACUACUACCUCUUCAGCUUGGCUGUCUCUGACCUCUUGGUCCUGCUCCUUGGGAUGCCCCUGGAAGUCUAUGAGAUGUGGCGCAACUACCCCUUCCUAUUUGGGCUCGUGGGCUGCUACUUCAAGACGGCCCUCUUCGAGACAGUGUGCUUUGCCUCCAUCCUCAGUGUCACCACGGUCAGCGUGGAGCGCUACGUGGCUAUCCUCCACCCAUUCCGCGCCAAGCUGAAGAGCACCCGGAGGCGGGCUCUCAGGAUCCUUGGCGUCGUCUGGGGCUUCUCUGUUCUCUUCUCUCUGCCCAACACCAGCAUUCACGGCAUCAAGGUCCACUACUUCCCCAAUGGGUCCUUGGUCCCAGGCUCUGCCACCUGUGCGGUCAUCAAACCCAUAUGGAUCUACAAUUUCAUCAUUCAGGUCACUUCUUUCCUCUUCUACAUCCUCCCCAUGACUGUCAUCAGUGUCCUCUACUACCUCAUGGGCCUCAAACUGAAGAAAGAUCAGCUCCUUGGGGCAGAUGAAGUGACUGCAAAUAUUCAAAGACCUGCCAGAAAGUCAAUCACCAAAAUGCUGUUUGUCUUGGUCUUAGUGUUUGCUCUCUGUUGGGCCCCAUUCCACAUUGAUCGGCUCUUCUUUAGCUUUGUGGAGGAGUGGACUGAAUCUCUGGCUGCUGCAUUCAAUCUCAUCCAUGUGGUAUCAGGUGUCUUCUUCUACCUGAGCUCAGCCGUCAACCCCAUUAUCUAUAACCUACUCUCUCGCCGCUUCCGGGCAGCAUUCAGGAAUGUGAUCUCUCCUUCUUGCAAACAGGGGCACUCCCAGCACCACCCACAGGGGCCACCUGCCCAGCGGAACAUCUUCCUGACAGAAUGUCACCUUGUGGAGCUGACUGAAGAUGCAGGUCCCCAGUUCCCUUGUCAGUUGUCCAUCAGCAGCUCUCCCCUCCCCACAACACUCUGUAGUGGAGAGGCACCAUAAAAGGAAUGCUCAAAGAGUUAACAUUCCUCUAUGCCACCAUCCCAUAGGGAGGGACACCCUUAAUUUAUGCCUCCUUAUAGGAUAGAAGGGAGGUGAAAUGAGUCUUAGAAUUUAUAUACCCAUUUCUAUUUUGUGUGGGUUUUUUUUAAAACAAAUCGCUACUAAAUCUGGAUCUGAAACCCAGAACUGGGUUAACUGCCUCAUGCCCCUUUACUUGUUCAUGGAAAGAAAAAAUAAUCAUGACCUAUAAAAUAUGACACCUGUACUUUGAGUAAUUUUCACUUUUGGAAAUCAUUUAUCCUGAGUCAUUCACACUCUGAGUUAGGCUGUAACUCUCACAACCAGUGGCCCCUGUGUGACAUAAAAAGAAGCCAUGUAGAUGCUUAUACUACUUUACAUAAUUUGAGGUAUCCAUGUCAAUGUUCUUCCACAGAAAACUAUUUACCCUAUUGCCUCAUAUUUUGUCAUUAUAAUGUGAUUCAUUAAAGUUUUGAAGCCUUACUUGAAGAGUCCUCCUGAUAAUAUGGGGAUGCUUUAUAGAACUAUUAUUCCCACCUUUCUGAUCCCCAAGUCAUUCUCAGUCAUCCCUUACCAAAAAUGGGAUCAGAUACAAGUUCUACUUAGACAAGAAUGGGAAGAGGGAGAAGGUUAUGUGUGGAAGGUCAAUAGAGACAAACUAUUCCAAGCAUGUGAACUUAAUUGCUCUCAUAGUUUGGUCUAGACAUGCAUUCCUAAAGUCUUAAUAAACAGAGGUAUCUGGAGGAAAAAACUAUGUUGGGAAAAAACCUAAGCUAAAUAGCAACUACUGGUCUCAAACCCAUGACUUUCACUUACUUAAUCCUUCAUUAUCUAUAUACCAGUCUUCACACGUAUAAGAAAAAUCAACUUUCCAGACUCAUCUUCUACUACAGCAUCACAUGGAAUAUAUAUUCUAUUCAAAAUGGGUUACUUGCUCUUCUAAUGAAAAUGUGCCCCAGUUAUCUCAGCUGUACAUAUUUGAUUAGAAAAUGCCCUCUUCAUCUCCAGGCCCCAUCUGUUGCUCUCCUACCCAUGCUUCAAUCGAUCUCAGUGUGGUACCUCCAUAAAACCCUGCUUGACUUAUUCAAAUAGAUGUGGUAUCUGACCUGUCAGUCUCUCUCUUAAGCUUUUUCUCACUCCGCUUUGUAUUUCAGAGAUUUAUAUACUUGUUUUGUCAGAAUGUAAAUUUGUCAAAGGCAUGAAGUAUCUUGUAUUCAUUUUUCCUGUUGCUGGAAUCCUGGCAAUAUAUCUGUCACAAUGGUAGAUGUUCAAUAAAUAUGUGGUAAGUGAGUUGACUUCACAUUCCAAUGUGCUGAGCCAAAGAACAGCUCCAAAUGGAACUGCAGUAAAAGCCAAAAGACUAAGGUUGUGUUUCUGAUAGGGAUAUUUGACUUUCAGUUGGCUGUUUAGCCAGUUGUGAUUAUAAUAGCAUGUCUGCAGUGCCUGUGGUACAAGAAGGCUCUUCCCAAUCCCAGAUACUUACUGAUGCUAAAACUACAAGUUCCAGUUUUUAGUCUCUGAAUUUUCCCUAAAUUGAAUGAGCCAUCCUAUUGAUAAAUGGGGAUAUUGGUCCCUGACAUCAUUAUUUCCUAACCGAACAAUCAUAUUCAAGGUGAUUCAAUGUAUGUAUUUUUAAAUCUCUUUGCUAAUUAUAAGCCAACUUGAAUGAA